Messenger RNA from Sphenostylis stenocarpa, 327 nucleotides. NCBI's taxonomy places the organism in Eukaryota, Viridiplantae, Streptophyta, Magnoliopsida, Fabales, Fabaceae. The record is from the annotation of a GenBank genome assembly.
AUGGAUGGGGAAGAAUUUUGGGAUGGAGAAGAAAAUGAAGCUAAGGAAGCAAAAGAAGUUAAGGAGGAUGGAGAAGAAGUUAGGGAAGGAGAAAAAGUUAAGAAUGAAGAACAAGUUAGGGAAGGACAAGAAGUUAAGAUUGGAGAAAUAGUUUGGGAUGGGGAAGAAGUGAAGGAAGGAGAAGAAGUUAAGGAAGAAGAAGAAGUUUUGGAUGGAGAAGAGGUUAAGGGUAAAGAAGAAAAUAUAGAUGGGGAAGAAGUUUGGGAUGAAGAAGAAGUUAAGGAGGGAGAAAUGAUUAUGGAUGGAGAAGAAGUUAAGGAAGGAUAA